Molecule: messenger RNA, 1385 nt
Organism: Clarias gariepinus (North African catfish)
Lineage: Eukaryota; Metazoa; Chordata; Actinopteri; Siluriformes; Clariidae
Gene: sftpba
Product: surfactant protein Ba
Exons: 12
Coding region: 133-1194 (353 amino acids)
Biological process (GO): sphingolipid metabolic process
Cellular component (GO): lysosome
Source: RefSeq, a predicted model, not a curated record
GACAAACCUGAACACAUGAAAUGCUUUUCGAAGGUUUAAGGGUGUUCGUUCCUGUUCCUAAGAGUAUAUAUAGUGAGGAUAUGUAGUGAGCCAAAACAGAAGAACUUCUUCAAACUGAAGAGGGACGUGAACAUGGCCUUCCCCAGGACCCUGCUGAUUUUAUUCCUUCCACUUCUCAGCAUUGCCACAGCGAGGAUGCUCAGUCCAGACCAAGUGCAAGCGGUUCUGACGGAGAGUAAUGAUGUUAAGGAUGAGGAAGUUUGCCAAGACUGUAUCCAUAUCAUGGAGAUCCUGAAACACUUGCUGUUGGAGGAAGACUUCCAGACGAUGCUGAUGAGUGCUUUGGAGGAGGUGUGUGACUCGCUGCCCGAGCAGAUAAAGCAGCCAUGCCACAGCGAAGUCGACAAAAACCUUCGUCUCGUCCUCAACUUCCUUACCGCACUCAUGAACCCUGGACAGGUGUGCGCUUACUUGAACCUGUGUGACGGAGAGGUCAAGCAGCAGAUGGAGGACAUUUUGAUGAAUUACAUCCAGAAUACCAUCACACCCUCUGCCACCAUGAUGGAAGCUUCGUUCCCAUGCAAUGCAUGCACAUACGCUUUGAACGUGCUAGACUGCCUCCUACCCACAGCACAGACAGAGAGUGCCGUGAUCGGUGUGUUGGAUCAAGUGUGCUCCCUCCUCCCCAUCCUCAUAAGCAGUCAGUGCUCACGGGUGGUUCAGAGAUCAGUGAAGAAGCUGUUCGAGGUUCUCCUGAACGCAUCAUCGCCCAACUCCAUCUGCUCUGUGCUGCGUCUCUGUCAGAGCUCGCCUCCACCCAUGGUAUCUCCUCUCUCAGACUGUGACUCAUGUCUGACUCUGGUUGUCCUGACUCGUCUCCGUUUGGGUUUGAACGCCACUCAGCCUCAAGUCACCUCCUUCCUGCGCUCCGUGUGCCAGUCACACCCCGGCAUCCUGCCCAAGUGUGAGAGUUUUACUCAGCGCUAUGGUGAACAGCUCCAGUGGAUUCUGGGAAAAGAGGCAGUGGCUCUGGAUGUGUGUGAGAGAGCCGAUCUGUGUACGGGGAGGAAGAGGACGGAGCAGGGAGACACCGGUGACCCCUGCACACUGGGGCCCAACUACAGCUGCCGAGACCUACAAACCGCUCACACCUGUGGGGUCGUCUCUUUCUGCCAGACCAACGUGUGGAAGUAGAGCUCUGUACUCCGUUGGAUUUCAGCUUGUCAGCAUGACAUCAGCAACACUGAGUGUGACCGGGCAAUCUAAAAUGAUUUAACAGAAAUGUGUGUGUUUGCUUUUCCUAUCUGGGCUACAAGGUGAACCUGAGCUCUGACCUGCCAUUGUUUAAACUAAUAUGUUAAAGCAAUAAAAUAAAAUAAAAUCUA